Molecule: messenger RNA, 687 nt
Organism: Symbiodinium sp. CCMP2592
Lineage: Eukaryota; Dinophyceae; Suessiales; Symbiodiniaceae
Source: the annotation of a GenBank genome assembly
AUGAAGCGGCGAAGUCAAGGCCUGCGGAAGCUCCAUUCUUUGUGGAUUCUUAUGGGCCCACUUCGCCUGUGCAGUUUCCUUGCUAUUGAAUUUGUGUCUGAUCACGCAUUCGGCUUUGUGUCCAGAUGCACGUCUCGAUUGGUCGGCAUCCCACGUGCCGGAGGCACCCAGGCUGACAAGACAAGCAGAGGUGUCGUCGCAGACCCGCCGGUUCGAACCCGGCCACCAGCCACCCUUUCGGAAGUCUCGAAUCCGAAGGCCGAUUGGACGGAGUGCCUUAUCAAGAAUCCCGUGGUUACUGCCGACCAGAAUGCAUUGCGCAUUGAGACGUGGGUGUUUCGAACCGCGGACUUUGGGGAUUUCCAGCGGCAUCUGAAGAUACGAGGCUUCGAGAAUGCGGGUGAGACUGCGAGCCUGUCGUGCCGCGAGCGCCAGGUCGAUCCCGAGGUCAGAUGUUCCGAGUGUGUGAGAUUGCUUCGUGGCGGCUAUUAUGGUCACUUGGGAGUUUGUGUUCCGGCAUACCCACCACGCCAGGAUGCGAUCGGCUGCCUAGCCUUGUCACGGACAAUAGACAUGCCAGCCCCUGCUACAGAAGAAGACGAUAGCGGAGACUGGGAUGGAGACCAAGGGCGCCAAACUGCUUUUUGCAACAGUGUUAAUGUUCGGUUCGACAAGGUAAGUUCAUGA